AUUGAAAAGAGGCUUGAGGCCAGUGCUCUACCACACACAUGUCUGGACUACCUCCGAGAUGGUCACAAUUGGGACCAAUGCAGGGUACAUUUAUGUCUGCAUAAAUGAAAAACUAGGCUGCAAGCAUGUGUAGUGGCUGUUGUGAGUGGUGAGAGACCACAAUGGAUACAACCAAACUAGAGUUGAUGCUUCGAAGACUGAGGAAGGAUGAACCUUCCUCCCCCUGCUCCCCUAGGGAGACCCAGGCUGGGGGAAAUGCACUUAGUGGGGGUGAUACUGAUCAACCGGCAUCCAGCAGGAAUUUCUACUCGCAACUACCCACUACUGAGCAAGUGAAUCUGAAAUAUUCUCCAAAUGCCAUUCCCAAAUGGGAACGGCGACAGUUGUUUCUCCUUCCCUCUGCUGUAGAUGCUGAUAGAAACCAAAAAGAAGAACAUUUGGAUAGAAUGCCUAAACAUUCUCCGAAUGAUGAAGAGCACCAUGGAAAGAGUACGAAGUCAUGGCCUAAGGCGUCUGGCUCUGUAUCAGAGAGACAAGAAUCAAUGUCUUUCCAGAAAAGUACAGGGAAUAGGCCAGUUCAAGAGAAGCCAUCAGACACCAACAUUUGCCACGCAGGGACUCCUGACAUGUCACUGGACAGAAAAGAGAGUAAAGGACCUGACGGGCCAGUUUUAGGAAAUGUCACAUUACAAGAAAUACAGAUGGACUGCUAUGGGGUCCCAACAGAGGACACAGAGAGUGACAUCUAUGAGGAUGUUGUAUUUCAGCCAAGUACAACUGCGUUUCCCAAUCAGACUAUUGACAUGUCUCCAUUUGUGCAGUCCCACAGCAAGUCAAGAUUAGAUCCAUCAUAUUACAGGGUCAGGAAAGUGAGGCUGUCAUCAGACGCUCCCGAGCAGACAAACAAUGCUUUGAUAACAUCGGUGGCAAAAACAUGUUCUCAGGCCAUGGAAUCUAUGACUGAUGACCAGAUCGGAGCUGGAGUUCAUAGUGAGGACACCAACAGAAGGUGCAGUGCUGAUGUCACAGGUGAGGGCGCCUCAUUCAUAAGGAGUGCCACAGAAUCAUCUUUGGAAGCCCAGAGCUCCCUGGGUGCUCCAGCAGACAAGGAGGGAUCCCUGAUUGGGAAACUGAAGGGAAAAUGGAGGCAGCAGCAGAAGGCAGAGGAAGAUGAAGAUAGCCACGAGAUUGAGAGUCUUUACUUGGAACCUGACCCUGUGGAGGAGACCAUGGACCUGUGUGAGCUACAAGGACCUUGGGAGAAUAAAACAUGCUUGCAAAGGACCUUCACACUCCGUGACUUCCAGCUGGACCUAGGGUCCAUGAGUCUUAUGGAGGACAUUUUUAAAGGAGAGGAAUGGUCUAAAUACCUUCCAGUCCGGGAAUGCCCCUUGCUGGAAGAGGAAACGGACCGGUCAGAAAACGGUAGUCUUCAUAGUUUCGAUGACAAUCAACAACCUGCAACUGAUAAGAUGAACUAUGACUCAAAGUCAAACUGCCAUUCUGGAAGUGCCCGUUCCGGAACAGAGAAUUCUGACGACCAAGAAAAGAAGACAACGGAGGGGGACCAAGAAGAUUCUGGAGUGGAAACCAGUCCAUAUAUUUAUGCUAUACCAAAGGAGGAGCUAGCAAACCCUUCUAAAGAAAAGACCAGUCUGAGUAGUCAGCAGGAGGAUUCAGGAGAUGUCUAUGACUAUGUGGAAUACAUGUUUCCCAUGCCAGCUAACUGGAAGCAACACAAGACAACUCUGAACAAUACUCCUCUGGACUUCUCUGUCAUCAAGCCUCCAGAACUACUGGAUAACAGCAUGCUGAGGAGUCGAAUUAGCCUGGCAAAGAAGAGGAAACAUCGUCCAAUUGGCAAAAAGAAGAGGGAAAAGACAAGUUCAACGUUCUACAAAGUGCCCUCUAACAUCCUGACAGCACUGCCAGAGUCUUCCACGCCCACCCUCACCCUCACCCUCCCCUCCACCCAGACCAGAGUCGGCAGCUCACUAUUCUACUCCCUCCCCCAAACUCCAGAUGGUCAAGUCUCCGAAUCAUUGCCGUCUACGACUGGGAAGUCAAAGCCGAAAUGGAAAGGCUGGUUUCCAAUUGGAAAAGUCAAGGGAAAAUCUAAGCACAAAUUCAGUCACGGGAAUGUUCAGGGGGAGGAGAAUCAUAGUAAUGAGUAA
This is a messenger RNA of Engraulis encrasicolus (European anchovy), 2174 nucleotides long. RefSeq lists its product as uncharacterized. The record is from RefSeq and is a predicted model, not a curated record. Lineage: Eukaryota; Metazoa; Chordata; Actinopteri; Clupeiformes; Engraulidae. The coding region runs from base 162 to 2174 and encodes 670 amino acids. The transcript is spliced from 7 exons.